AUGGGGAACAAACUCAACUUGAAUAUUUCCCCUGUUGACAAUGGAUUCCGCGUCGUGGCAAAAUUCAAGGCACUUUUCAAUGCUAUGAUCAGUGGCUUGUUAGUUGACCGAGUUGGGCUAGUUUUAAAAUUGAAUAGUUUAUCCCUUUUCAAAUAUUAUACCUUCUGGGUCAUCAUUCUGCCUAUUCUUGACAGCGAUCAUUUUGUUCAUAAGUAUUUUCUACCUCAAGAAUAUGCAAUUCUCAUUCAUGCAUAUGUUCCAGUGGCAGUCAUCUACUUCUUGAGCAUCUGUAUUGCAUACGUCAUGCUCGAGUCCAAGAAGAAGAACCAUUAUAGGGAAAAGGGUCAAAAAUACCCCUCAACUUUAGUUUAUUAUUCGACUUUACCCUAUCCAUUAAAAUGA
This is a messenger RNA of Solanum lycopersicum (tomato), 402 nucleotides long. Its product is annotated as dolichol-phosphate mannose synthase subunit 2-like. Gene Ontology annotation, molecular function: enzyme regulator activity. Gene Ontology annotation, cellular component: endoplasmic reticulum membrane; dolichol-phosphate-mannose synthase complex. Lineage: Eukaryota; Viridiplantae; Streptophyta; Magnoliopsida; Solanales; Solanaceae. The record is from RefSeq and is a predicted model, not a curated record. Gene Ontology annotation, biological process: GPI anchor biosynthetic process.